AUGUCCACCCGCUAUGCACGAGUAGCUGACAAAGCCACAAAUGAGAAGAACUCGAAGGUGCUGAAAGCUCUUUUACAAAAACCAUCCAAUAAGUACUGCGCCGAUUAUGCUCGAUGGGCUUCUUGGAAUCUUGGCAUUUUCAUAUGCAUUCGCUGUUCGGGUAUACAUCGUUCCCUUGGCGUCCAUAUCAGUAAAGUAAAAUCUGUUGAUUUGGAUACGUGGGUACCAGAACAAGUAGAAAAUAUGGUACGCUGGGGAAAUGAGCGAGCAAAUAAGUAUUGGGAGGCUAGUCUCAAAGAUAGAAAACCAACAGAAAGUAAUAUGGAGAUGUGGAUUCGUGCCAAGUAUGAACAGAAAAGAUGGGCAAUGAAAGGACCUAUUCCUGAUCCCGAAACUCUUGGUGGUGAUAAUGAUAUCGAUGACAGCGUAUCCGUUAGAGUAACUACAACAUCAGCCGAUUCUUCUCCUGUGGCUCAAAAACAACAGCGUUCAGCGAAAUCGAAACAAUCAGAGUUCGCGAAUUUGGAUGCUUUCUUGGGGUCUCCAUCUCCAUCUUCUGUAACAAGUGACAAAACAUCGAGCACUAACUCUUCUAUUGCUGUUCAGCAGCUUCAAGGUGCUGAUUUUUUUGCUAAUAGUAAUUCUCAGAAAGCGAAUGAUGCUUCAACAAGGCAACAACAACAACCAGCUGUAGAUGAUCAAACUAAAAAGUUGAACGAUAUCAAGUCUUCCAUACUAUCACUUUAUAGCAGUAUGCCUGCUGCACAAGCCCCGACCUUCCAGCAGCAGCAACAGCCAUUCUUCAACAACAAUAACGCCACUACUACUGCAAACUUGACGAAUCAAUUAGCAAGUCUAAAUUUAGGACAAGCUUAUGGUCAAACGACUCCAAAUACCAGCAAUAGCAAUAAUGUGUGGGGCUCAUUUAUGAGUGCUUCAGCACAUUCUCAAACUCAGCAAAAUCAGCCUCAAGGAAGCCAAUUCUUUUCGUCACCCAACAUUACUUCAGCAGCAACUGAACCCGCAAAAAAAGUUGAAAAGAAAGAUGUUUUCGCAGAUUUAUUAGGCUGA
This is a messenger RNA of Mycotypha africana, 1071 nucleotides long. RefSeq lists its product as uncharacterized. The coding region runs from base 1 to 1071 and encodes 356 amino acids. The record is from RefSeq and is a predicted model, not a curated record. The transcript is spliced from 6 exons. Gene Ontology annotation, molecular function: GTPase activator activity; metal ion binding. Gene Ontology annotation, biological process: endoplasmic reticulum to Golgi vesicle-mediated transport; endocytosis; intra-Golgi vesicle-mediated transport. Lineage: Eukaryota; Fungi; Mucoromycota; Mucoromycetes; Mucorales; Mycotyphaceae. Gene Ontology annotation, cellular component: Golgi apparatus.